AUGGCGGAAAAACUUCGUGCGGAACAUUUGCUCAUUAAAUUCAGCGGGAGUCGUAACCCCGUCUCGCGCAGAACCGGCAAGAGUGUUGAAGGUGUAUCAUAUGAAGAGGCCCGUGCAGAGUUACUGCAGUGGGCAGAGAAGAUUCGAAAUGGGUCAAUAACAUUUGAAGAUGCCGCUCGUCAACGCAGUGACUGUGGCAGUUACGCAAGUGGAGGUGAUUUGGGUUACUUUGGCCCGGGAGAAAUGAUGAAACCCUUUGAAGACGCCGUGCGUGCACUCGACAUUGGUCAAGUGAGUGAUAUUGUUCAGACAGACAGUGGUUUACAUCUCAUUAAGAGAAUUGCGUGA
Molecule: messenger RNA, 348 nt
Organism: Trypanosoma theileri
Lineage: Eukaryota; Euglenozoa; Kinetoplastea; Trypanosomatida; Trypanosomatidae
Product: peptidylprolyl isomerase
Exons: 1
Coding region: 1-348 (115 amino acids)
Cellular component (GO): nucleus; cytosol
Molecular function (GO): peptidyl-prolyl cis-trans isomerase activity
Source: RefSeq, a predicted model, not a curated record